CGACGUUCUUAGCGCGUGUGGACUGUGGAAUGACGCGCCGGUGAAUUUUUAGUUUGUAAUACUUGACGUAAUUUUAUGUGCCCGAAUUAAACACGAAAGAUUUCACAAUGGCCGAUCAAGUUGAUUCAAUGUCAGAUGCAGAGCUUCGCACAAAACUAGCCGAGCAUGGGUUCCCGGUUAUGCCGAUUACGGCAUCAACGAAAAAAACUUUGGUCAAAAAGUUAAAAAUGGUAUUGGAUAAUAAAAGCAAGCCUCGAAACAGUGUUGACAGCAAAGUGGAGAAUAGGCGCUCUCUUGCGCGCUAUUCUAGUGGUGAAGAGUCCGAUUUAGAUACAACUAGUGCUAAAGAAAAGCGGAACCGUCGAGUGACCACUGGUGGUGCUAUGUUACCGCCAGUGACGAGUAGAAGACGAACACCGGUAAAAAAAGAUUCGCCAAUAAAGCUUGGUUCCGAUAAAGGUUCCGAAUCUGAAGAGGAAAAAUCUCCUGUGCGAACACACGAAGAAGUGGAAACCGUGACCACACGCCGUGUAACGCGCACCUAUGCCAACGAUCAGGAUGAUUAUGAGACCGGAUCUGACAGUGAUGUUGAUGUUGAUAAGAAAACUUCAACGCCGUUCCGUAGCAGCUCACGCUCCAGUGACUAUAUUUCCAGCACGUUACCGACACAUGAUACAUCUACAAGUCCACCUAAAUCAUCUAUUUUCUCUCGACCCUCCCUUUCAACAAACUAUUCAUCUUCUCUUUCAUCGUCUGAUCAUUUAAAUUCAAUAAGGUCUCGGCUUGGAUUGACAUCCACUUUAGGAGACAGGUCUUCUAUUAAUAAUUAUGCAUCAACAUAUUCAUCAGCAAGUAACUAUCAACCAUCAACAAGCACAUAUCAACCACCAGCAAGCACUUUCCAACCUUCAGCCAGCAACUAUCAGCCUUCACUGUCUAGUGUUGAUGAGACGGAAUCCCCAUACUUGAGCAAUUUCACAAGACGAUUGUCAGCUCUCAAGUCUGACCCACCAAAAACAACAUCAUAUUUGGACAGAGACACAACAAACGGAAGUACAAUACUGCCCCGCAGGUCGUAUAUAACAGGAGUAUCUCGCGGUGAUGCUGUAGAUUACAAGGCAGUAAAUGAUAAGAAAUUCUUAAAGAAUAAUAUGGUGUCCCUCGCUCUGGUUGCCCUGGUUGCUCUUUUUUUUUUUUGCUUAUUUUUUAUGUACAUGGUUAAGAGAAAUGAUAUAACAUCUGUAGUGGACGACCAAAACAGUGUAAUUCCAAUAUGCCAACUGAACAUCCCUGGUAACAGGCCUGGUAUUAACUGUGUGCCCAAGGAACAAGUCAGCUACGCAAAGGAUCUAUUGAAGGUCAUACAUCCAGAAUUAACUACUCGAGCAGCUGCCUACAAAUGUAAUAAGCCUGGUGUAAUGCCAUAUAUGACUGAAAGGGAAAUACUUGAUAUUGCUAGUGCAAGAGCGGAGGCUGUUGAUAUAAGCCAAUGUCGCAUGGAUUUGAAUAAUUUACAAGUUUUGCUGAUACACAAUCCUAGAUGGGGAAUUAAUGUUGUUCAAUUGAAGAAUUUGUAUAGUAAAGAUGUAGAUUACAGCCCUCUGUCCACCACAGAUGUUGUAGCACAGCAACGUAGCAAAGGCAGUAUUGCUUUAGCUCUCUCUGAUCCAUCGACUCCUGUGUCAUGUUUAUUUGUCAACACGCUAUACUCAGCCGGUUCUACAUUCAUCAUAAUUGGAGUCAUGGCUGUUGUUGUGUUGGGAGUACAAAAAUGCUACAAACUAUAUUUAAACUACCAAAAGAAGAAAAGUGAAGAAAUUUAUUCCAUGGUAGAACAGAUCAUUGAUGUUAUAUCUCAGGAGACGGAAGACAGUGGUGAACCAUACAUAUCAGUGGACCAUGUCAGAGAUACACUAAUAUCUCCCCAGAAUAGAGAGAAAAUGGCUUCAGUUUGGGAUGCUGCAGUCAAGUUCAUUCAGAAGAAUGAGAGUAGGGUGCGCAUGGAGGUUCAAUCUGUUGAUGGAGAGGAUUGCAGGGUGUGGAGAUGGAUAGCGUCGCACAAUAGCCCAAAACGCAGUGCGUCAUGGCAAGGACAAGCUUUUGAGACUCAAGAAGGAUCCGUCAACAAUCUGACCGUUUCACCGACCCCUUGCUUGAAAAUCCGUAGCAUGUUCGAGAAGAACGACACCAAUCCGAAUUUAAGAACCGUCAUCCAAGAUGUGAUCCUGGAAAAGUGUGACCGAUGCAACAUUCUUCAUAUUGAUAUUGAGAAGUCAUCCUGCUGCGUGUACGUGAAAUGCGCGAGCCCGACGGACGCUGGCGUGGUCUACAAGAGCUUGCACGGCUGGUGGUACGAGGGACGCCUCAUAACCGUCAAAUAUCUGCGCUUGGAGCGAUACAUGCAGAGAUUCCCCAACUCCCCGUCUUCUGGCCCCUAUCUCAAACCAUCGCGCCAACAACGAAGAUCUUGGGAUGAAUAAUUGAAUUUUAUAUUAAUUUGUGACUUAACUCUUGACAUUGAUUGUCCUGACAUUUAACAGAUUAUUUAUUUUUAUUUUUUAAUGCCUUUAACUAAUUUUUCGCGGGUAUGGCUGUUGUAUUCAUUAAAGCACUCUUUUUAGUGCGGUCUCAUUGAAUCGCCGAAUACCUUUUAUUGUUUAGUUUGAUUCAUAAUAAAAUAUGUGCACAAUAGUUAGCCCUGAUUGUAACGUUUACAUAACUAUAAUAUGCAUUUCUCAGAUUUUAAAUUACAAAUAAGACCUAAAUGUCUAUAGAUGUAGUAUAAUAAUGCCUUAUCCAAAUUUUAGAAAUAUGAAAGUAAAGUUUUUCGUGUUCAUGUUGUAAAUAUGUGACAUCACAAAGUUAAAAUAGUUUUUAUGAUGUAAGUUAAAUGAGUCAUAAUGGCUUGCAUUUGUUGAUUGAAUUUACUGUUUUGGAACAAAUUGUUUUAAAAUGUCGUAGUUGUAUAGGUAGUUUAUAUUUCUAAUUGAUUUUCUUAAUAGGGUUUUUUCUUAAUUCUCCGUAAAGUGUAUUGUGUAAAGCAAUGGCACAACAAUAAUUCGUGUUAAUUUCUAAGAUUGACAUUUAUUUUGUUUAAGUACUCUUACUAAUCCUUAGUGUAGUUAUUUUUAUGGAUUGAUUUUCACUUUUAAUAAAAUAUGAUAAGAUUA
Messenger RNA from Colias croceus (clouded yellow), 3170 nucleotides. Its product is annotated as inner nuclear membrane protein Man1-like. Gene Ontology annotation, molecular function: chromatin DNA binding. NCBI's taxonomy places the organism in Eukaryota, Metazoa, Arthropoda, Insecta, Lepidoptera, Pieridae. Gene Ontology annotation, biological process: negative regulation of BMP signaling pathway; nuclear envelope organization. The record is from RefSeq and is a predicted model, not a curated record. Gene Ontology annotation, cellular component: nuclear inner membrane. Bases 108 to 2480 code for a protein of 790 amino acids. The transcript is spliced from 2 exons.